Messenger RNA from Dothidotthia symphoricarpi CBS 119687, 2694 nucleotides. Its product is annotated as alpha/beta-hydrolase. Gene Ontology annotation, biological process: lipid metabolic process. The record is from RefSeq and is a predicted model, not a curated record. The coding region runs from base 301 to 2202 and encodes 633 amino acids. The transcript has a single exon. NCBI's taxonomy places the organism in Eukaryota, Fungi, Ascomycota, Dothideomycetes, Pleosporales, Dothidotthiaceae.
UGACACUUAAGCAGGCACACUGCCCCUUCGGCCUUGCCGUCGUCCGUCUCGUUCUUUCAGCCUGCCCAACCAUCUCCUAACAUCGGCUUUGUGUGUUGAGAAGCCCCUUUGUGCAAAGGCGUAGUUGAAUCACGACUCAAUGCUUGUGGAAAUCGCGCGGUAGCGGCGAUGUGUUUUGUGAACGCGACAAGAAUAGGACGAAGACGACGAUCGAAACGUGGAUAGGAAGAAAUCUUCAGCCUUAUAGGAAUCAGAAAGAUCACACUCGAAAGCAAUCGUUAUCGACGAGAGCUAUUCAUCAUGGGUCAAACGGCUCCUGAACAGGAGCGCCACGGCAGGAAGAAGCGCACUCGUUCGUCAUCGAAGCCAUCCAAAGUACGAACUGCGAAGAAAGUUGUGCGCCCAUCGAAGUCUGAAAUGAACCUCCGUCCUCAGGAUCACCUCCAGCCUGUCCAAGUGGUACCUACUCAGUAUCUGCACCCUCAACCGCCAAAUCCUGUGCAGUCACCACCACCAGCAUAUUCUCUCCAUCCCAUAAGCGUGCCUCAACAUCCGAUAUAUGGCGCAGUGCCUCAGCAUCCGCAUCGUGGGAACUCGUAUGGAUCUCCGCUUCCUCCGACCGUGCAACCUUACGCCAGCCAGUCCACUGUACGUCUCGCCUCACCUCCGCCUCAAAAAGCUGGCGACGAUGGGCUUUUGAAGGGGCAGUUGCACAAGCUAGACCGUAAGGCGAAAAAGUCCUACCAAGAUUUGCGACAAGGGGCCGGAAAUGGUGCAACAAAAUUGACAACCGACUACAUCGAGAGACCUACACAUGCAAUUGCGAUGAAGAGCAUGCAGGUCCUCUGCCAAGGUGCAGCACUAUGCGACAUCAUCAGCUCAAAGUUCGAUGCAGUCAUCACUAGUAUCGAUGACGAUAAGUUCAGCGGAAAAGAGCAGGAUCUCUUGGUGUACGACGAUGCACAGCCACGUCCCUCAACCUCGAACUUGAACUCAGUUCCGGAAACAGGACGGCCAACAAACGAUGUGUGUAGAGUGUUAGGCGGCGGCAAAGGCUCAAACCACUUCUCCAAAGUCUGGCUUUACUCGAACUCACGGCUUCCGCCUCACCUACCCCCCUUCAAGGUUUACAUACCCACGUAUCCCUUGCUCUGCCUAGCAGCAACUUACUCCGAUCGCGUCUACACACCUCCGGCCCCAGACUCCGGCGAAACAGAAGCCCACGUCCCCGCCGACUGGCGAACAGGCACAAAAGCCAUGGUCCUCAAAUCCAUACCCAUCGACGACAUGAACACCGUCGUUUUCGCCAUUCGUGGGAGUCAAACGUUCAUGGACUGGGCUGUGAACUAUAAUUCUGCGCCCACACGUCCUGAUGGCUUCCUUGACGACUCGUUGAAUGUGUGCCACGCGGGUUUUCUCUACGUAGCGCGCAAGAUGGUCAAGCCAGUCGCAGAACGUUUACGCGUCCUCUUACAGGAAAACCCAUCACGAUCAAACUGCAGUUUACUCAUUACUGGCCAUUCCGCGGGCGGAGCGGUCGCUGCAUUGCUUUACGCACAUAUGAUGAGCACGCAGAUUGAAUCGGAUCUCAGUUACCUGACCAGUUUCUUCAAGCGCGUACACUGCGUCACUUUCGGCGCGCCUCCCGUGAGUUUACGUCCGCUGACCAAGUCGACGGAUAAGAGACACAGGAAAAGCUUGUUUUACGCGUUUGUCAACGAGGGAGAUCCGGUACCGAGGGCGGAUAAGAACAUGAUCAAGAGCUUGUUGAAGCUAUACGCGAAUCCUGCACCGAGCGGGUCUUGUCUGGGCGCAACGAUAACAUCGAUGUCGAAAAUAAAUCUAUCCCAGUCGCCACCGCCAAAGACGAAAUCCAAGCUCAACUAUUCGUCCAUGUUUUCUAAGUCAAGCAAAACCUCUGCACAAACAGGUGCAUCGACACCAUCGGUAACGUCAGCAACAUCGACGUCAACGGCGCCGGCGUGGCCAAUUCCCCCCUGCACGCUCUCGCCGGCAGGUCGACUGGUCAUUUUGCGACAGAAGAGUGGUCGCAAAUCGGAAUUGGACGUUGAGGCCGUAACAGUAGACGAUGAGAUGUUGAACAAGGUCGUGUACGGCGAUCCGCUGAAGCAUCAGAUGCGCAUGUAUAAGCAGAGAGUGGACAGUCUUGCUACGAUGGCCGUUACUGCAGGAGGUUGCUGAGUUCAGCUGAAAUAUAUAUACCCAUUGUUUUUGUAUAGUUACUCGAUUCCUGUUUCUUGAGCAAUUGGCGUUUUUAAAACCAAUCCACUUUAUGUAUUUAUCAAGGAAAUGGGAAACAAAACUUGUCCACUAUUUUUUACACCGCCCUCGAUACGUACUGCUGGAAGUGGCCUGACCAACGAAGAUCUAUAGUGGAUUGAGAAAGGUGACCAGGGGUGCAAAUCAGCAAUCUAGGUCUUGAGUCAAGAAGUAUGAACUCUAUUCAUCCUUCGUACGAGUUUGGGCGAGUCCUGAGGUUAAAGCAUGGGUAACGUACGAUAACGUGUAGACUAGUCGAAGCUUGAUCGCUGCCCACUACGAGCAUGAGAGUUGAGCGUUUCCAUGAUAGUAGAGUGGAUAGACAAGCAGAGCCGAGGUUCCUGGCAUAACAAUGGGUGGUUCUUUCCACAAGGGCUUGGAACGGAAUUGAACCUCCGUCACUCGAUAUUUUAG